CGUGCAUAUUGUGAAUUGUUUUAGUCGAUAUUUUUUUUUUUUUUGUUAAGAGUUGACACAGCUCGGUAAUGGUGAUGGUAGAAGCUUUUUUUUCUGUGUUAGCACAGGAUUAGUACACUUUUGUGGCCAUUCGCUUAUAUUUCGUACACAUUGUAUUUAUUACAGAUUGUUUCGUCCUUUCCGUGAUUCUUGGGUACCCUGAGACAGACCACUCGAGUGAGAUGUUAAGUGCAGGAACCUGGAAGUUCACUUUAGGUAACAGCAAUGGGGCCCUGUCCGGGAUAAUUACAUCGUCUUCCUACACGUGAGAUACGGAGGAAGCAAGACGUAACAUCUGGUAAUCAAGCCCUUAACACCUGAACAAAGCCCUCAACACCUGGAGAAGCCCUAACACGUACAGAAAGCAGCCCUCACAUGCCGCAGUAGUCAUGGCCACACUCAGGCAGAAGAUAACACCGGCACUAUGUUUAGGACUCCUCUGCCUUGUCUACGUCCUUCUGUUCCUCAUCCCCUCAGACAAACACCUAUGGCUCACCAAACACCUGGCCAACAACACAGUCUUCCAGGUAUCAAGUACGGAGCUGGAAAACCUCCUGGUCACCUGCAGGAACCUUCCAAUCCUCAACACAACAGCUUCCAGGACAAAUGAGCAGGCGGACCCUCGCCCUUUGCCACUUAAGGACCCCCUGCCGCUGCCCUCUAAGUCUGGCUGCUUCCCUUACCUUAGUGAGCUGUACGUUCAGCCGGUUCCAGAGCACGAACAGGGCCCUUACAGCCACGAGGAAUGUCUUGCAGACUGCGACAAGCCUUUCGUCACCGUCAACGAGUCAGGGCGUCUGGGCAACCAGAUGUUUCAGUACGCCAGCCUCUACCUCCUGCGUCACCUGUUUGGAGUCCGAGUGUCCGCGUUGAAAGGGAUGCACGAAAACCUCAACAAAAUCUUCAAAAAUAUAGUCGUACCGGUCACAAACACAAGCUGCUUCCUGGGCAACACUAAGAGCCAUUCCUUCAUGCAAUUGUAUGACAAGCUGUACAGGGCUGCGGCUCGAGUCUGGACCAACAGCACCUCAAAUAUCAUCACAGAACCUCUACUGGACGAUAUAUAUUACGUCUCUGACUACCCCGAACCUCGAGACCUCUUCCUGGAGCACCGGAAGCUGAUUCACACCCUCUUCAAGUUCCGGGACGAGGUGAUGAAGAAUGCCGUACAGAAUAUCAACAACGCUCUCAGGAGUUUCAACGCGACGUAUCACCAAAGGGACUUCCCAAUUGUGACUGUUCAUGUCAGGCGGACGGACUACGAGCGGCACCUGAAGAUAAUCCACAAUCUGACCCAGCUGGGUAAACUCUACUACACCAACGCCUUUGAGUUCUACAAGAAGCGGUUGAAGCGCCCUCUGUUCCUGGUGGUGAGCGACGACCCGAAGUGGUGCAGGGAGAACCUGCAGGCGAAGGACGUGCUGGUCAUUGCCUCCAAGGUCCCAGCUGAAGACAUGGCGGCGAUGAGUUUGGGAGACCACCAUAUUACAAGCUACGGCACCUUCAGCUACAUGGGAGCCUUACUGGGGAAUGGGAACAUAACACAACCCGCUCACCACCAACCCUCGCUACAACUUGGUGAAGUGCGUGGACUCCCCAGUCUUCCACCGCGUUCCAAGGAGCGACAAACAGGAGUAUUAGCGGAGAUGAUUCGGUGUUGGCAAUAAUGUUUUUUCUAAUUUAUUUCAAUUUUCUUGAUUUUUUUUAUUUUAAUAUUAUUGUUGUUGCUUUUAUGGAUGGUGUUUCUCGUGGUCUAUUAUAUAUGUAGAGAGAGAGAGAGAGAGAGAGAGAGAGAGA
This is a messenger RNA of Scylla paramamosain (green mud crab), 1836 nucleotides long. RefSeq names its product galactoside alpha-(1,2)-fucosyltransferase 1-like. The transcript has 6 exons. Gene Ontology annotation, cellular component: membrane. Gene Ontology annotation, biological process: carbohydrate metabolic process. Lineage: Eukaryota; Metazoa; Arthropoda; Malacostraca; Decapoda; Portunidae. The coding region runs from base 429 to 1706 and encodes 425 amino acids. Gene Ontology annotation, molecular function: galactoside 2-alpha-L-fucosyltransferase activity. The record is from RefSeq and is a predicted model, not a curated record.